UGUCGCGCGGGCCUUUAAUCGAUAGCUUUGCAACAAUCUUUCCAAAAGAUGGUAGCUCACGGAAUUAAAACAAUUAAACGAAGAACAAGAACAAUUGCCUCUAUUCAAACUCGGAUAUACUAACAUUCAAGUAACUUCCUCAUAGUUUGAAAGGUGUAGCCUAUUUCUUUUUUUCACUAUUGCUCUCGAAGGUUUACAAGAGCAAGCUCGCGCCAGUCUGAUGAAUUCGCCAAACCAGGACGAAGAUGAUGUGCCCGUUAAAGACCCGGUAAAAUACGGAGAGUUGGUCAUAUUGGGGUACAAUGGUUCUCUGCCCAGUGGAGACCGGGGGAGGAGGAAGAGCCGCUUCGCUCUGUACCGGAGGACCAAGGCCAACGGAGUCAAACCCAGCACUGUUCACAUCCUCAACACACCACAUGACAGCAAGGCAGUCCACAGCAGAGGGCAGCACAGCAUCUCCUUCACUCUGUCCCGCAACCAGACAGUGGUGGUGGAGUACUGCCAUGACAACGACACUGACAUGUUCCAGAUUGGACGCUCCACAGAAAGUCCAAUAGACUUUGUUGUGACGGAUACUUCAGGAGAGGGGAAGGAGGGCGAGGACCCCUCGGUGGCCCCCAGCACCAUCUCCCGCUUCGCCUGCAGGGUGGUGUGUGAACGCAACCCCCCCUACACUGCACGCAUCUACGCCGCUGGCUUCGACUCCUCCAAAAACAUCUUCCUAGGGGAGAAAGCCACUAAGUGGAAGAACCCGGACGGCCACAUGGAUGGUUUGACCACCAACGGGGUGCUGGUGAUGCACCCUGAGGGCUUCCCUGAGGACAGCAGACAGGGUCUAUGGAGGGAGAUCUCUGUAUGUGGGGACGUCUAUGCCCUCCGAGAGACACGCUCCGGACCCAGCCGAGGAAAACUGGCGGAGGGAGAAAGCAGUGCCCUUCGUGAUGGUUCUCUGGUGGACCUGUGUGGAGCCACUCUGCUGUGGCGUACUGGAGAGGGCCUGCUCCGCGCUCCCACCCUCCGCCACCUGGAGGCACUGCGACAGGAGCUCAACGCUGCCCGGCCACAGUGUCCUGUAGGCCUCAGUACCUUGGCCUUCCCCAGCUUGCCACGCAGCCAUAGUCUGGAGGAGCGCCAGCCCUGGGUCUACCUCACCUGUGGACAUGUGCAUGGCCACCAUGACUGGGGCCAGCGUCCGGAGCGCCGGGAGGAGGGAGGAGGAGAGGGGGAGGAAGGGAUCACAAUGGUCCGCCGGGAGUGCCCUCUAUGCAGGAGCGUAGGGCCCUACGUGCCCCUGUGGCUGGGGUGUGAGCCCGCCGUGUACGUGGAUGCUGGAGCUCCCACAUAUGCGUUUGUACCCUGCGGCCACGUGUGUUCGGAGAGGACAGCCAAGUACUGGGCGGAUACCCCACUGCCUCAUGGGACACACGCCUUCCGGCCCACCUGUCCCUUCUGCUCUGCUCCUCUCAGCAGCACCCCACAGGGCUGGACACGCCUCAUCUUCCAGGGCCCUAUCGACUAGCUCGGGCCCCCAGGAAUCGAGACCACAACUACUACGCAAACGUGGAACCAACCACGUCACUAAGCCAAGGGCCCAAUCCUAACUUGAGAUAAUAGUGCGGAACUAAUAUUUCUUCCAUUUACACUGCAUCCUUGAUGUAUGAUUUUAGACAACUGCGUGUAACUCAAACAUCUUUGUAAAUCAUGCGUUGAUGUCAGUUUAGGAUCUGUGUGGAAGUUUAAAUUAGACGCAUGUUUCUCUCAAGGUAAGAUUUUGUCCAUAACAGAACCUCACUUCAAAAGCAAUAAGAACUCCACUAUAGCAAAGCAUUACACUCAUAGAUAAGCUAGUUGUUCCGUUAGUCAUCCAUGUUUCCAGUUGUCUCUUCAGACAUGGCUGAAUGUUAUCUGCAGCUCAAGGGCUAAACCUGGGGUAUGUUGAAGUCACUGGAUGUUCAUAUUUAAUGGUUUCCUGAAAAUAAUGGUUAAUGGUUUCCCUCUCAGCCUAAUUUUGAACCAAUAAUGUAAUGAUGCUUCCAAAGUUUUUGAUUGAAUAUUCCAUUUGACAAAAUAUGAAUUUUUCAGAAAACAAAACUUUGUAAUAUUGCGAAGCGGUUCACCUCGAAAUUACCAAUAACUUACUCUAUAGUAGCAAAGAUAAGUGAUGUUUGUGAACAUUCUGCAGUUUGACCACACCUCAGGUUGGGAACCAAUCAGACAGACAAGGUCUUUGUCAUGUGACAAUAUAGCAGAAAGGUCAAAGGGCGUGACCUAAGGUAACCUCAUAAGACAACAGUUUUUCAAUUAAAAUGUAACUAUUUUAUUAAAAAUGGGGAUGUUUGGGGUGGGAUGGGUUAGGAUUUUAUUUAGAUGUUAAGAUACAACUAUUUUUUUAUCUUGAGUAUUGUUUUUAGUUAAAUGUGAUUUGUCAAUGUAAGCGUUUUGUGUAUGAAUAUUAUUAUUAUUAUGUGUGUUCGAUGAAACUGGGAGAGCUUGUGAGUGUGAGAAAAUUGCCAACACUGUGUCACACAACCAUAAAAAAUUGCCCAGACAAUGAAUGUAGCCAAAUACUCAGGCUAUACUAGCUUAGCCUUCCAAUGUGCUCGUAUUGAAUUGUUCUAUAUUAUGCUACUAUUUUUUUAUCUAAACGUUGUGAUAUAGCUGGAACAUUUCAAAUUGCUUCAAGAAGAUGAACCCGUUAAAUAACAUACCUACACUACUUCUCGUUUAUCUUGCAUGAACACACACACACACAUCUUGCACUGUGGAUUGCCAAAUCUUGCAUUUAUGCUAAAUUGUACACAGUGUUACAUGUUAAUUAUACACGGUACUAAAUGCCUCAAGUGAAAAGAAAUGCUGGUGAAGUGAGCAGUCCAACAGAAAUAUGUAAUUUAAACAUGUUCUUUCCCAUAUAAGAAAUGUACACGCCUACUCAGCUGCUAUUCAGGGACAGAGAACAUGCAGCAGAACCGACAUGAUGCUGUUAUGUAGAAUAGAGAUAAUCGUGUCAGCUCUAUAUUACCUUUCUAUGAUGUAUUAACUGUUUCAGGUUUACAGCCGUCAGUCCUCCGCACACUACCAUGCUGUAUUUGACAUACACUAUAUAUACAAAAGUAUGUGGACACACCUUGAAAUUAGUGGAUUUGGGGGCCGCUGAGUGCUGAAGCGCGUAAAAAUCGCCUGUCCUCGGUUGGAACAUUCAAUACCGAUUGCCAAACUGCCUCUGGAAGCAAUGUCAGCACAAGAACUGUCUUCGUCUGGAGCUUCAUGAAAUGGGUUUCCAUGGCCAAGCAGCCGCACACAAGCCUAAGA
This is a messenger RNA of Salvelinus namaycush (lake trout), 3309 nucleotides long. RefSeq names its product E3 ubiquitin-protein ligase pellino homolog 2-like. Bases 221 to 1519 code for a protein of 432 amino acids. Gene Ontology annotation, biological process: protein polyubiquitination; regulation of Toll signaling pathway. Gene Ontology annotation, molecular function: ubiquitin protein ligase activity; protein binding. NCBI's taxonomy places the organism in Eukaryota, Metazoa, Chordata, Actinopteri, Salmoniformes, Salmonidae. The transcript has 7 exons. The record is from RefSeq and is a predicted model, not a curated record.